GCUGCACCAUGGCACUGACUGUCCACCUCUUCUAUUUUCUGGCUCUGUUGACAGCAGGCCAACACCUCAGUGACUCCCUCCUCACCAAGGAUACAGGUCCCCGACCACUGGAGCUGACAGAAGUCUUCAAGCUAUUCCAGAUCAAGUACAACCGGAGUUAUGCAAACCCAGCAGAAUAUGCUCACCGUCUGAACAUAUUUGCCCACAACCUGGCCCAGGCUCAGCGGCUGCAGGAAGAAGAUUUGGGCACAGCAGAGUUUGGAGAGACUCCAUUCAGUGACCUCACAGAGGAGGAGUUUGGCCAGCUAUACGGGCAUCAGAAGGCACCUGAAAGGAUCCCCAACAUGGUCAAAAAGGUAGGGUCUGAAAAAUGGGGGCAACCAGUGCCCUCUACCUGUGACUGGCGUAAAGCAACAAACAUCAUCUCAUCGAUCAAGAACCAGAAAACCUGCAAGUGCUGCUGGGCCAUAGCAGCCGCGGACAACAUUGAGGCCCUGUGGCGUAUCAGAUACCACGAGUUUGUGGAAGUCUCUGUGCAGGAGCUGCUGGACUGUGACCGCUGUGGAAAUGCCUGCAAUGGCGGCUUUGUGUGGGAUGCAUAUGUAACUGUCCUCAACAACAGUGGCCUGGCCAGCAAACAGGAUUACCCAUUCAAGGGGUACCCCAACCCCCAUGGGUGCCUAGCCAAAAGGUACACGAAGGUGGCCUGGAUCCAAGAUUUCACCAUGUUGGCCAGUGAUGAGCAGGUAAUUGCAGGCUACCUGGCCACCCAUGGCCCUAUCACCGUGACUAUCAACAUGAAGCUCCUACAGGGCUACCAGAAGGGUGUGAUCAAGGCCACACCCACUACCUGUGACCCCCAACAGGUGGACCAUUCUGUCCUACUGGUGGGUUUUGGUAAGGGCAAAGAGGAGGAGGGCAUGCAGUCAGGGACAGUCUUGUCCCAAACUCGCAAACCUCGACGCUCUGUCCCAUACUGGAUCCUGAAGAACUCCUGGGGAGCUGAAUGGGGCGAGAAUGGUUACUUCAGGCUAUACCGGGGAAACAACAGCUGUGGCAUCACCAAGUACCCGAUCACAGCCCGUGUGGACCAUCCAGUUAAGAAGCUCCCAAUCUCUUGUCCACCUUGAGGCCAGCAGCCACCCCUCCGCCUCUCCCACAUGGCCACUAUUGUCCUUGUGAGCCCUACCUUAAGGGUCUUCCUGGCUUCCCAUUUUCUCUGUAUGGCUCCAUAAACCAAGACAUGAUCCCUG
This is a messenger RNA of Phodopus roborovskii (desert hamster), 1253 nucleotides long. It is a transcript of the gene Ctsw, whose product is annotated as cathepsin W. Gene Ontology annotation, cellular component: lysosome. Gene Ontology annotation, molecular function: cysteine-type endopeptidase activity. NCBI's taxonomy places the organism in Eukaryota, Metazoa, Chordata, Mammalia, Rodentia, Cricetidae. The record is from RefSeq and is a predicted model, not a curated record. The coding region runs from base 9 to 1130 and encodes 373 amino acids. The transcript has 10 exons.